Molecule: messenger RNA, 929 nt
Organism: Prunus dulcis (almond)
Lineage: Eukaryota; Viridiplantae; Streptophyta; Magnoliopsida; Rosales; Rosaceae
Product: ADP-ribosylation factor-like
Exons: 7
Coding region: 134-679 (181 amino acids)
Biological process (GO): vesicle-mediated transport; intracellular protein transport
Cellular component (GO): cytoplasm
Molecular function (GO): GTPase activity; GTP binding
Source: RefSeq, a predicted model, not a curated record
GUCGUUAGAAAGAUCGUUAUCUCCCACAUAUUUAAAUGCCCAAAUAGUCUCCCAACCCUGGAGCCCAUUUCUCAUCGUACCUCUUCUCUCUCUAGGGCAGCGUCUCAGAUCCGCCCCCUCGAAGCUUUUCAAAAUGGGGUUAUCUUUCACCAAGUUGUUCAGUCGUCUUUUUGCUAAAAAAGAAAUGCGAAUUCUUAUGGUCGGUCUCGAUGCUGCUGGUAAAACUACCAUAUUAUACAAGCUUAAGCUCGGAGAGAUCGUGACCACCAUUCCAACAAUUGGAUUCAAUGUUGAAACUGUGGAAUAUAAAAACAUUAGCUUUACGGUUUGGGAUGUUGGAGGCCAAGACAAGAUUCGACCUUUAUGGAGACACUACUUCCAAAAUACACAAGGGCUGAUUUUCGUGGUUGAUAGCAAUGAUCGUGAUCGUGUUGUUGAGGCUAGGGAUGAGCUGCAUAGGAUGUUGAAUGAGGAUGAGUUGAGGGAUGCAGUGCUGCUUGUAUUCGCUAACAAGCAAGAUCUUCCAAAUGCAAUGAAUGCUGCUGAGAUCACUGACAAACUCGGUCUCCACUCUCUUCGUCAACGCCACUGGUACAUCCAAAGUACAUGUGCCACCUCUGGGGAAGGGCUCUAUGAGGGUCUUGACUGGCUGUCCAACAAUAUAGCAAACAAGGCUUAAAAUGAUGACAAAAACUUCGGCAGCCUCUUGUUUUGAAUGUGUCAAAGUGGAAUGUCCAUUAUCUUCUGUUUAUGAAUUUCUUAGUGUUACUAUUCUAAGAAUGUAUUUUGUUUAGAUAAUUACUACAAAGUGAUUGAUGCCGUUUGGCCCUGUAGAUUUAAAUAAUUCAAGAUUUUUAGUCUCCCUGCCAUUCCAUACAUUCUGUUGUGUUUAGAGUUCCAAUCAAUGGAUGGAUGUUGAAUAGUUACCA